This is a messenger RNA of Adineta steineri, 7296 nucleotides long. NCBI's taxonomy places the organism in Eukaryota, Metazoa, Rotifera, Eurotatoria, Adinetida, Adinetidae. The record is from the annotation of a GenBank genome assembly.
AUGACGCUAGAAUAUGAAAUCGAGGUUCAAAUUAUUGAAUAUCCAUCAUUAUUUCUUUGUAUUCAACCACAUCAAUCAUUGAAACGUUUAACAAUAAUGGCUCGAUCACUCUUAUCCGGUCUAAUUCUUAUUCUUCUUCCUAUUACAUUACUCAGUGGAACCCUUUUUCGAUUUUCUAUUGUUUCAUUUAUCUAUGGUUUUCUUCUACUUAUCAUUCCAUGGUUGGGUACAAUCAACGAAAGAAAUCUUCGAACACGUUUCCGUCUACUAAUUCUUAUCAUUGGUAUAAUAAGUCUACUUGCUGUUAUUGCUCAUCUAAUCUUUCAAUCAAUUCUUCUUGCAAAUAAACCCUAUGGUCAUACCCUCAAUAACUGUACUGAACUUACUCAAAUUCUUCGAUAUUUUGGCUUAGAACGUCUUGACAAUUCCAAUGCAAUACGAAUUUUACGUUUAAUCUUUCCUGAUAUUAUCAUCUUUGCUGUAGCAACAAUUUGUCUUGUUAUUAGUCGACGUUCAUUACGAACGAGUAGACGUCGUGAAGUUACUGAACUUCAAACUUCAUCAACAUCAAAUACAACAAGUGUAUCACCAUCAUCAACUAGUAGUUUAAAUAUAAUUAAUCGAAAAAAUAUUUGGCCAAAAUUAUUAUCGGUUAUAAGACGUAUACGUCUAUUCAUUCAAUUUAUAAUUGUUGGCUUUGCAGCAUUUGUUUAUCCAAGUAUAAUCAAUUCCAUCUAUUUUAUUUUCUUUCUUGCUAUUGCCUUUUCAUGGUCAUUUACGAUUAAAUUUGGUAGAAAAUAUACAUUAAUUCGUGCUUUAUUAGUUAUAUAUACGGGCAUGCAUAUCAUUCUAUUUUAUUUAUAUCAAUUUACAUUUUUUCAAGAAGUUUUACCACCAUUAUCAUUAUGGAGCAAUAUUACAGGUUUAACAGCAAUUGUAAUAAAUAAUUGCACGGAGAAUGAACCACGUGUUGUAACUAAUCUUGCAUGGAGUGAUUAUAUCAAUCCAUGUGCACUUUUGCUUCUAUAUUUUUAUUUUGCUUUUGAAACAAAUCGAACCUUUUUUCAACAAAAAGUACAAUCAACUACAACAACAAUGCAAUCUGUUGAACAAGAGAGUUUGGUUAAUAAUGUCGAACGACGAAGUACAAUAGAACGAAAUUCUCCAAGUUCACAACGUCUAUCAAAUUUAGAAUCAGCAGAAGAUCAAACAUGGCAAGGACGAAUAAUUUUUAUUGUACUAUUAAUACUUCGUGUGUUAGAACGACAAAGUUAUUUAUUAUCUAUAAUUGCUAUGUUGGCAUGGAGUAUAACAUUUCAUAGUUUAUUAACAUUAGUCUAUUUACUUUGGGCAUGUCUUCUUUGGGUAUUACCUAAUUCAAGAAAAUGGUGUUUGAGAAUGAGUCCAUUUUUUACAAUUUAUGGAGUAAUAUUAUUAAUAUUACAAUAUCUAAGUGGUUUUAAAGUAAGUUUUGAUCAAUUAAAUUUUAUGUAUGAUCGUCGUACAAUGGCACAAAUUGGUAUUCAAAUAAUUGAUUAUCGUCCAGCAUUCAUUUACUUAGUUGCCAAAUCAUUCUAUAUGAUGUUCUUUUGGUUAACAUUUCGGCAAUAUAUUAGUGAACGUCAAAAUGCCAAUAUUCAACCAAAUGAAGCAGUACCACUCACUACAUCACCAGUGUCAUAUCCAAAACGAUUAGGACAAUGGUUGAUUAAUUUCUUAACUAAAUAUUGGAUAUUUGUUUCAUGUGGAAUGCUAUUACUUGUUAGUAUUCAAAAUACUGUAGUAAUUUAUCGUAUAAUCUACAUGGCUUUUUAUCUAUUCUUUAUUCUUUCAUACCAAAUUUCAUUUGGAUUUUGGAGAAGAACAGCAUCAACAUUCCAUUUAACUAUUAUUAUCUAUUCCAUGAUGAUUUUAAUUGGAUUAUAUGUAUAUCAAUUUGAAAUAGUCCACAAUUUUUUAACUGCAAGACUCAGUAAAGAAUUACUUGCAUCAAUUGGUCUUGAUUUCGUUCGAUCCGAUGUGUUGGCUGUGAAAUUACUAACACCAAGUAUAUUUCUUGUUGUUAAUAUAAUGCAAUUGUAUUAUUUUCAUUCGGGUUGGAUGGACUUAAUUACAAUGCCAAGUGCCAAAAAUAUUGAAGGCUUACCAACUGGUACAUUAAAAGAAAUUCAUACGUACGCUAAAGAAAAUACAGAUAAUUCAAAUAGUGUUUAUACACAACAAAUCUUAGAAAGUACUCCAGAAAUUUGGCAAGAAUCUUUAUAUAAAUUUUAUUUUCGAGCAAACCGUAUCUAUAAAAAAAUAAUUUAUUACACAUGGCGUUUUGCUGAAAUUCAUUCCUAUAAACUUGUUCUAUUUAUCAUGGUUCUUGUUUCUGUACUUCGAGUAUCGGCAUUUAAUGUUCUAUUAAUUAUUUUUGUAACUAUUGGUUUAACAUUAUCAAGUCUUCGAUCAUUAAUCAAUUUAUUAACAUUAAUUAGUACAGGUAUAUAUAUUCUUGCAUCAAUGUGUUAUCAAUUAGAAAUAGCAAAACAACAAAUAAUAGAAAAAAAUAUUUUUGUUCGAAAUUGUUCACAAAUUUAUCCAAAUGUAACAUUAGAUGAAAGUCUAAAUGCAAUUCCAAAUGAUACAGCAAAAUGGUUUGGUCUUGAAUUAACACCAAAUAUUAAUCAAUUUAUUGGACUUUAUAUUUUAUUAACAAUUAUUUUAACAUUAGAUGCAACUGUACGAUAUAGACAAAGACAUCGUCGUUUAACAUUAUCAGUACAUUUUAAUGCUCCUCUUGUUGAAAAUCGUUUUCCUAUUCUAUUUGAACCAUUUGCAUUAAAAGAUCUUUUUGAUGAAACUCGUGAACCUGAAUAUGAUAUAAUUAGUUAUAGACAAGCUGAUCAAGGAAUGAUUAACUUUUUAAAAUAUUUAACGAAUUUUAUUUUCUAUCGAUUUGGUUUGGAGAUAUGCUUCAUAACAACAGUUAUAGUUAUUGGUGUUCGUCUUGAUGUUAUGGCUGUUCUUUAUUCAAUAUGGCUUGGUAUAUUUUUAAUAUCAAGUCGACGAACUAUUCAACGAAUAUGGCCUAUCUAUAUGUUAUUUCUUAUCAUUGCAUUUCCAGCACAAUAUAUGAGUGUUGUUGGCGCACCACCAAUGCUUUGCUUUGAAUAUCCAUGGACAGAUGUUAACGUAAAAGGUUGGUCUCAAUUAAAACGUUGGCUUUAUUUAGCAGAUUAUGCACAUCCACCCAUAGCAACACAGUUAAUUGCUGAUUUUUUUCAAUUUUUAUUUGUUUGUCAACAAUGGCGUGUAUUUGGUUAUGAAACAAAUGAAAAAAAUCAUGAAUAUGCCGAAGCUGGUGGAUCAAAUCGUGAAAUAAUUCAUGAUGAUGAUGUUUAUAAAAAUAAUCCAACAUGGGAUUUUGUUACAAAUAAACGUCAUUGGCUUGAUCAUAUAAAAUAUUCAAUAUUUAUGUAUGGUGCAUGGAGUGUUUUAUCAAUUGUUUAUCUUGCUGGUACAACACGAAUUAGUUUACUUGGUCUUGGUUAUCUUAUUGCAUGUUUUUAUUAUCUUUGGUAUGGUCAAGAUUUUUUAACAAAACGACUUCCAGUUAUGCUUCGAUUGUGGAAUUAUAUGAUUUAUUAUUGUUUUGCAGUCGUAUUUGUUAAAGCAUGUUUACAGGUGGUCGUUUGUAUAUUUCUUUAUCCAUCGACAUCUUGUACAAUCGCAUCACGCAUGUCAACAUUUUGCACGUUUGUCGAUUUAUUUGUACCAUGUUUAAAAUCAAAUUUUAAACCUUUGAAUAAUUGUCCUUCAUCUCCUACGGGUACCACUGAACAAUGUGAUCGAAAUGCUGCUGAUGCUAGUCUUUUCAUGGAUGGUUUUUGUAUGAUAUUUUUAUUAUUACAAAAACGAAUAUUUGCUAGUUAUUAUUGGGAACAUAUUGUAACUGAACUUCGUUCUCAAGCUAAAUUAGCUAGUCAAGGUGCUGUUCUAUUUAAUGAAAUGUCACAUAAACGAAUAGAAGAAGAUCGUGCACGUGAAGAAGAAACUGUAUCAAAAAUAACUCAAAGUUUAAAACGUAUUAAAGAACAACAAUCAAAAUUAAAUCAAACAGAAGAAAAAACUACAUCAAUACUUUCAGAAUCAGCUGAACAUUUUGAAGCAAUUCGUUCGGGUGAUUAUUAUAUGUUUGAUUAUGAAUCUGAUGAAGAAGAAGAUGAAGGAAAACAAGAUGAAGCAACAGCUGCUCAAGAACAGAUUCUUCAAGUUUUAUCAGCAAGUGAUAAAGAAGCAAAAGAAGCUGUCGCUACUCAAAAACCUUUAUCAUCAUCGUUAAUUGAAUCAAAUGGUCAUGAAUUUACUUCAGUGCCACCUACUCCUUCUGCACUAGCAACACUAACAACAACUGCAGGAAUACCAAUUUUAUCAGAUCCAGAGCACGUAGCAUCUGUGGAACCAAAAGAUAAAACAAAAAAGAAACGAAAAUCAAUUUUAAUUAAAAUACGUUUAAUUGGUUGGAUUAUAAUUGAUUAUUUAAUUGAUUUAUUUAAUCGAAAUUCUCAUGAUUAUCGAGAAGUUUCAAAAAAAUUAGCUCAAAUGAAAUCAGACGAUAAAAUUAUUCAACAAGAACGUAUUCGAGCUGAAACAAGUGUUGGAGCAUCUUCCGUUAUCGAUAUUGAUGAAUUCGCUAGUGGUGAUUAUUCAAAUGGACAUCAAGCUCUUCGAAGAGUAUCACAAUCAUUUGAUUUAAGUCAACGUUCACGUCUUUAUCGUUUAUUUGAUUCAUUAUUUUAUUUUGUUAUGUCUCGAUCAGAACUUUUAUGUUAUUCAGCUAUGAUUAUAAAUCAUUUAACAUCAGGUGCAUUAUUAUCAUUACCACUUCCAUUAUCAAUAUUUCUUUGGGCUAUGUUAUCAUCUCGACCAUCACGAAAUUAUUGGAUUACUGUAUUAACUUAUACAGAAGCAAUGAUUGUUGUUAAAUAUAUAUUUCAAUUUCGAUUUUAUCCAUGGAAUGCAGAUACAAUAGAUGCUCGUCCAUUAGCAGCAAUAAAUAUUAUUGGAAUUAAUCGAAAAGAGAAUGCAGCUUCAGUAGCAGAUUUAUUUUUAUUAUUAUCUUUAUUUCUUCAUCGUUCAAUUUUAAAACAACUUGGACUUUGGAAAGCUGAAACAUCCACACCGCAUGAACCAGCAACUCCAGAUGUUGAAACGAAUGAUCAACAACCAGAUGAAGUAUAUCCAUCAGAAACAACACGAAUCGUUAGUAAUUCUUAUUUUAUGAAACCAUUGAUAAGAUUCUAUCGUCAACUUAAACAAGCAUUAUUUGUUCGUGAUGUUUAUGCACCAAUGUUUUUUUGUGAUUUUAUUAAUAUGGUUAUUGUUAUUGGUUUUUAUAGUCAAUUUGGUGAACGAGCUGGUGGAAAUGUUGUACAAACAAUAAAAGAGAAUAAAGUUCCAGUCGCUUUUCUUGUUAUAUUAUUAGUUCAAUUUAUAUUAAUUAUAAUUGAUCGUGCACUUUAUCUACGUCGAAAUGUUCGUGGUAAACUAUUUUUUCAAUUAUUCCAAGUUAUAGUUGUACAUAUAUGGUUAUUUUUUGUUUUACCCGGAAUAACUCGAACGAAAUUUCGUGAUAAUGUUGCGGCUCAAUUUUGGUAUAUAUUCAAAUGUAUCUAUUUUGGUUAUUCAUCAAUACAAGUACGAUUAGGUUAUCCAAAACGUAUUGCAGGCAAUUUUCUUAUGAAACGUUUUAAUUAUGUGAAUCAAAUUUUAUAUCGAGUUUAUUUGUUAAUUCCAUUUUUACUUGAAUUACGAACAAUUAUGGAUUGGAUGUUUACAGAUACAGCACUGGGUUUAACAAGUUGGCUACAAUUAGAAGAUAUUUAUUCAAAUGUUUAUCUUCUAAAAUGUUCAAGAUGGGCUGAGAAAAAAUAUCCAACACAACGUGGUGUAACUCGACCAAAAACAUCAAAAUAUGGUGUUGGUGGUUCAUUAUUAGCUUUAUUAAUUCUAUUAAUAUGGUUUCCAUUAUUAUUCUUUUCAUUUACUUCAUCAUUCUAUCAAUCAAAUCCACCUAAAGAAGUUAAUGUUGAAAUAAAAUUAGGUGGUUAUUUACCAAUUUAUCAAAUGACUGCACAAGAUAUUGAUUUAAGUGCAUUUACUGAAACUGAUUAUAAUAGUCUACGGACAUCAAUCUAUUCACCAAAUAUCGACGCAACUAUUGAAGAUACUGCCUAUGCAUUUUUACGUGAUUAUAAGCCAGAUGAUAUAUAUUGUGUAAAUUUAUUUGCAACAAGUGUUAAUAUGUGGGAAAUAAGUCAACCUAUACGUGAUAUUGUUAUAAAUAAUUUACGAACCAAUGUUACUGUACCAGUACGAUUUUCAUAUACAAUAACACGUAAUCCGCCAGGCGAAGAUGAUUCAGAAGAUAUUGCAGCAGUUGUAGCAGGUGAACAUACAGUACAGAUAACAUCAGCAGAUCAACAAAUUCGAAAGGAACUUAUUGAAAUAAUUAAUGGAACUGUUGAUUCACAAAUAGAGACAAAAUUUACAAUUCCAAAUUUAAUACCAAGAUUUUUACAUGUAAAACCGAAAGCAAAACCAGAAGAAAUUCCAGCAUUUAAAACUGUUUUUUCAUCGGAAUAUUAUGCUGAUGUAACCAUGGGUCUUAAUCGUACAAAAUCAAUACCAAAUAGUACUGAAGUUUGGUGGGAAAUGUCAGAAAAUCGAACAAGAUAUAAAGUUUCUCCAUCAUGUUUAUUUCCCAAUGAUAACUUUUUGAGUAUGAUUUUUUUCAAUGAUAAAAUUUCACCAGCAAAUAUUUCAUUUCUUACUCGUUAUGGUAUUAUCGGUAUCUACAUAUCAAUUGUAUCUGUGGCUGCAACAUUUAUACGUGGUGAAUUAUUUGGUAAAACGAAUACAAUUAUGUUUGAUGAAUUACCACAAGUUGAUACAUUAUGGCAUUUUUUAAAUGAUAUAAAUCUUUUACGAACUGUUCAUGAAUUUGAAACUGAAAAUGAAUUUUUUGAUCGUUUAGUUUAUAUUUAUCGUAAUCCACAAGUGAUUAUUGGUUUAUAUACAACAUUUGUAAUUGUUGUUGCACGAUUGUUACGUACAGUCUUACAAACAAGUCAAACAAUAAUGUUUAAUGAAUUACCUCAAGUUGAUCGAUUAUGGCAUCUCUUACGAGAUAUUUAUUUGGUUCGAGAACAUAAUAUAUUAAAUAUUGAAGAACAAGUUUUUGCUAAACUUAUUUUCUUAUAUCGUUCACCAGAAACACUCAUACGUUUUACAAAACCAAAAGUUGAAUAA